Molecule: messenger RNA, 603 nt
Organism: Racocetra fulgida
Lineage: Eukaryota; Fungi; Glomeromycota; Glomeromycetes; Diversisporales; Gigasporaceae
Source: the annotation of a GenBank genome assembly
AUGGAAUUAUCCAAUACCGCCGUUCAAAAUUUAGAAUACUUUAUUGAUACUCUUGACUUUGCUACUCUUGAAUCAGAUAAAGAUUCCCAAUGCGAAGAUACUAUGGAAGAAGAGUUUGAGGAAAUUAAUCAGUUCAAUGAAAAAAGCGAAGAAAUUGAUGAAAAUGAUCAAAUAGCUAUAAAUAACUUAAUUGAUAAACUUAGAAGCUGUUGUUCAUAUAAAGACAGUUGUAUUGAAAAGAACACCUUGUCUACUGAGACAGUUAAUAAAACAAAAUCUUUUAUUAAUUUGAUGGGUGAACGACAUAGUGAAGCAUUAGCAGUUCGAAAGUAUACUCGAAAAAAAACAGAUAGGCAGAUAAUAGUGAUCUAUGAAAAGCAUGAUAAUAUUCUUCUUCCCUCUUACUAUUCUUAUGAUCAUCUUCUGGCUACAUAUAACUUAAUGAAUUCUAAUAAUUUGAUUAAAAAUGUGUGUGAUGAAUAUACCUUGUUUAAACAGGAGUUAAAGGAAAGUAAUAAUAUUAAUGAGGAUCUUAAUAUACAAUUAUCAAUACACAUAGCUGAUUAUCGCGCAAUGAGAGAUGCCUAUGAAGAUGAUAUAUGA